Messenger RNA from Rubroshorea leprosula, 1474 nucleotides. The record is from the annotation of a GenBank genome assembly. NCBI's taxonomy places the organism in Eukaryota, Viridiplantae, Streptophyta, Magnoliopsida, Malvales, Dipterocarpaceae.
AAACUUGGUAAGGAACACCCCACGUUGUUUUUGUACAAAAUCUAGUCUUUUACCUAAAAUAUCAUUGGCGGAUCUGUGGCGCAAUGGUAGCGCGUCUCACUCUAGAUCAGAGGGUUGCGUGUUAGAUUCCCGUCGUGUUCAAACGCACGUUCCAUGCUUGCGUAAACUUCUUUUUUGGUUGUAAUUAUGGUACAAAAUUAGGGGUAAUUCCGUCAAUGUGAUACACUUAUACAUUCAUUUUCCCAAAAAAAAAAAAAAAAAAUUACUUAUCUUUUCUCCACAUGUUUCGUCAGAGUUUUCAGUACAAUUCUAGCUAUAGCUACGCUCUCCUUCUCCCUGAAUCUCCUUGGCCCAUCACCCUCUUCGUCUUCCUCAAAUCACUUCCCUCCUCAUUUCCCCAUAGCCCAACCGGAAACUCCCAAACUGUACCGUCGCUGGUGUGGUCGGAGAAUGCUCUUUUAUCAACCUACGAGGCUUAAUCUUCACCCUGUUUUGUUGCUCGCUGGCCUAGAUAGGCCCUUAGAUACCCAGAAUUUCCUCUCUACCAUCAGUGUUUUGGCAGCCAUUGCACUCUCUCUUUUCCUGGGAUUCAAGGUAAUGUGGAAUGUUCCUUGCCAUUCGCUUGUAAGCAUCAUCGGUAUGUCUUAAAAGUACCAACUUUUUGGGCUGAGAAUGUGCAAUUUGUGGAUUCUUCUGCAAGGGGAUCCUCUGCCAUGUGACCGCUGUGCAGGAAAUGGUACUUCUUUUACUCAUUACGUGUGAUAUAUAAUUUUCAAGUUGUAAACUUUCUUUCUGUUAUUUUCUACAUAAAUGUAAUUGAAAUCCUUUGUAUGAUUAAUAUCUAGAUUAUUUAUUUAUUGAUUAUGACCUGUUAUAUUGUUCAUUAUCUGAAUGGCUGAAUCCUGAUUUUUGAUAAUUUUUCUGUAAAAAAAUCAUCAAUGGAUUCACAAAUGUUAGGAAAGAGGAGUACUACAGUAGCACAAGAUUGGCCUUUUUAGCUUCUUUGACUAAAUCGGAUGUUCUCAUUUUUGUCAUAUAUUUCUAUUUGUAUAUGUUUGAUGCUCUGCAAAUAACUGAUCUAUUACGCCUUAUUUAAUGCCCUUAGGCCUUCUAGACUCUGAUUUUCAAUUCAGUAUUCAUGGAUUGACUCUGCUCUUUCUUAGGCAUUGAAGAUUAUAUAGGUUUGGGGACAAGGGAUGCGCGUGUAGUUUCAUCUCAUUUUUGGAAGAUCAUGUCAAUCUAGCACAUUAGCGUGUUACUCAGGAUAAAAGUAAGUCUUAUCUAUCCUGAAGUCAGCAUAUUUUAAUGGGAACUGCCUGAUUAUUGGUGUGAAGCUUUAUGACUGGUAAACUAAAACAGAAGCAGGCUUCCUUUAUUCAAAGUGACUGAGUGAGCAAAAAUAUGAUGCCUAGUGUGUGCAGAAUGUGGUUUACAUAUGGUUCAUGGAGGCGUCUAAUCAAGACUAAAGUGAAAU